GUUGUGCGGGGGGUUUGGGGCUCAGGGGCCAAACCAAACCAAGUGGAUUCGCUCUCGCACUCAACACAGACACCGAACCACAUCUGCACACAGCACCAUGUCCUGGAUGGCUGCUCUCUCGGCGGUGCUGUGGGCUUUGACCGCCACCCGGGGCUCGGGAGUGGCUGAUGUGAAAGCUCGGACCUGCUCUGAGGUCAGACAGGCGUACAGUGCCAAAGGAUUCAGCCUCAGCAACAUCCCGUACCAGGAGAUCUCGGGGGAACAUCUGCGAAUAUGCACACAAGGGUACACGUGCUGCAGCUCAGAAAUGGAGGACAAGUUGAGCCAGCAGAGCAAGCUGGAGUUUGAAAAUAUGGUGGAAGAAACUAGUCAUUUUCUGCGCACAACAUUUGUUUCAAGACAUAAGAAGUUUGACGUUUCUGACAAGCUUGUUCAUCAGUUGACAGUGAGAAGUUACAUGAUUGACACCAUGCACUUAGGCUUUCAAAACAUAACACAAGAGAGAUGCCUUGAUGAACAGUCACUGGGUUACAAGGCUUGA
This is a messenger RNA of Callorhinchus milii (elephant shark), 541 nucleotides long. RefSeq names its product glypican-6-like. Gene Ontology annotation, cellular component: synapse; plasma membrane; extracellular region. Gene Ontology annotation, biological process: cell migration; regulation of signal transduction; regulation of protein localization to membrane. The transcript has 4 exons. Bases 98 to 541 code for a protein of 147 amino acids. The record is from RefSeq and is a predicted model, not a curated record. NCBI's taxonomy places the organism in Eukaryota, Metazoa, Chordata, Chondrichthyes, Chimaeriformes, Callorhinchidae.